Molecule: messenger RNA, 291 nt
Organism: Dovyalis caffra
Lineage: Eukaryota; Viridiplantae; Streptophyta; Magnoliopsida; Malpighiales; Salicaceae
Source: the annotation of a GenBank genome assembly
AUGAACAAAUGGGCUCAGGGUCAAAUCUGUAGGAGGAAACAUGUCAAACCACACACACCUCCACCCAGAAACCUUCAACCUUUCGCGACUUCUAUUAUUCCAAACCCUAACCCACGUCUGGGCACUUGGAAGAAGCUAGCAAGAGAAGCUCACCCUUCCCCUAAAGAAAACUUGUCGCUAUCCACAGGUAAACACAAAGCAAAACAGCAAGCAUCAGAUGACAUAGAGUCCGAUUAUGAUCUUGUCCCCAAAAGGUGUACAGAGGCUUCUCCUCCAGAGAAAGAAGCGGCU